CUGACACAAUGCUGCAGUUGGUCGUUGCUUUCCUCUUGGCCUCUGGAGCCUAUGGGUGUGGGGUUCCCACCUACUCCCCUCACAGCCGAGUGGUUAAUGGAGAAGACGUAACGCCGCACAGUUGGCCCUGGCAGAUCUCCCUGCAGUAUUUCAAUGGACAAGUCUUUGCCCACACAUGUGGGGGGUCCCUCAUCGCCCCAAACUGGGUCAUGACCGCAGCGCAUUGCAUAUCUUCUUCUCGGACUUACCAGGUUGUUCUGGGGGAACACGACCGCAGCAUGAAUGAAGGGGGUGAGCAGAUCAUUCCUGUGGCAAAUGAAGACAUCUUUGUUCAUGAGAAGUGGAUCAGCAUUUGCGCUGCCUGUGGGAAUGACAUUGCUCUCAUCAAGUUGUCUCGUCCUGCCCUCCUUAAUGAUCAGGUGGAACUGGUCUGCCUGCCACCAGCUGGGCAAAUCCUCUCCAACAAUUACCCCUGUUACAUCACUGGUUGGGGGCGUCUCACCACUGGAGGGAACCUGCCUGAUGUUCUUCAACAAGCUCUGAUGCCAGUCGUGGACCACAAGACCUGCACCCAGAGAGACUGGUGGGGCCCGAGCAUCAAGACCACCAUGGUGUGCGCUGGAGGAGAUAUCCGUGCCGGCUGCAAUGGUGAUUCUGGUGGCCCCUUGAACUGCCAGGCACCUGAUGGCACUUGGCAUGUCCAUGGCAUUGCCAGCUUUGUCUCAGGCUUGGGUUGCAAUGCUCUGAAGAAACCAACAGUCUUUACCCGCGUUUCAGCCUUCAACGACUGGAUUGGCAAUAUUAUCAACAACAACUAAGCAGAUGGAUGGAAGAGGACAAGGUUGGAGAGGAAGGACAAGGAGCUUCAGAUCAUAUGACCCUACUCUAUGUCCCCAUGAAAGGAGGUGAAACCGUCAUGGUGGAACUUUCCCAGUAGAACCUUCUCUGUUCCGACAGAAAUAAAGUUACAUACAUUCAGCAA
Xenopus laevis (African clawed frog) is the source of this 982-nucleotide messenger RNA. RefSeq names its product chymotrypsin like elastase 3B L homeolog (gene cela3b.L). NCBI's taxonomy places the organism in Eukaryota, Metazoa, Chordata, Amphibia, Anura, Pipidae. Gene Ontology annotation, biological process: proteolysis. The record is from RefSeq and is marked provisional. Gene Ontology annotation, molecular function: peptidase activity; serine-type endopeptidase activity; hydrolase activity.